Lichtheimia ornata is the source of this 222-nucleotide messenger RNA. RefSeq lists its product as uncharacterized. Lineage: Eukaryota; Fungi; Mucoromycota; Mucoromycetes; Mucorales; Lichtheimiaceae. The transcript has a single exon. The coding region runs from base 1 to 222 and encodes 73 amino acids. The record is from RefSeq and is a predicted model, not a curated record.
AUGAACGUUCAAACUUCUCCUGUUUCUCAAAACAACAAGAUUCCCCAACGAAGAAAGCUCACUCUCACAGACGAGUCGAAGCAUCCCCAUCUGGCUCAAAUUCAUGAAGUCCUGCAUAACAUCAAGCACGAAGUCAAGGAAUCCUAUGAACAACAUCGUCAAGAAAAAGAAGAACGUCGUAGCAAGAUUCCUCAAGAUGGAAAGACCAAUCCCAUGGAGUAA